Neltuma alba is the source of this 2332-nucleotide messenger RNA. RefSeq names its product U3 small nucleolar RNA-associated protein 6 homolog. Gene Ontology annotation, biological process: maturation of SSU-rRNA from tricistronic rRNA transcript (SSU-rRNA, 5.8S rRNA, LSU-rRNA). Bases 106 to 2082 code for a protein of 658 amino acids. Gene Ontology annotation, cellular component: small-subunit processome; Pwp2p-containing subcomplex of 90S preribosome. The record is from RefSeq and is a predicted model, not a curated record. Gene Ontology annotation, molecular function: snoRNA binding; protein binding. The transcript has 6 exons. Lineage: Eukaryota; Viridiplantae; Streptophyta; Magnoliopsida; Fabales; Fabaceae.
CUGUCACUCCUCUGAACUGAAUCUUCUGCUCCCACCGUCUCUCUCCCUUCACGGUGGUUCUUCCUUUCGGCGAAGUGCACCUGUUCACUCCGAGUCGACCCAAAAAUGGCUGACGUGGUACAAUAUAGAUUGGAGCGCAUGGUCGACGAGCUCGACGACCUCGAGCAACGUGGCAUCUUCAGUCGCCGCGAAAUAGCCGAGAUCGUGAAGCAACGUCGGAAAUUCGAGUACAGACUCAAGCGCCCGAGCCCCCUCAAGCAGGACUUUUUAGCCUAUAUUGAUUACGAGACUCAGCUUGACUCCCUCCGGAGGCUCCGCAAGAAACUGGUGGUGUCUCACGAGUCGGAGAAUCAGGGAAAUGAGAAGAAGAAGAAGAAGAAGAAGUCCAAGUCGGAUUUUGCUGGUGUGUUGAGGAUUAUGGAUAUUUAUGAGUUGGUUUUGAAGCGGUAUAAAGGCGAUAUUGAUAUUUGGUUUCGGUAUCUUGAGUUUUGCAGACUAAAGAAGAAUGGGAGGAUGAAGAAGGCCCUCGCAAAACUUGUUAGGUUUCAUCCAAAGGUACCAGGAGUUUGGAUAUAUGCUGCAGCUUGGGAAUUUGACCAUAACUUAAAUGUUGCAGCUGCCCGUGCUCUAAUGCAAGAAGGACUUAGGGUUUGCCCAACUUCAGAAGACCUUUGGAUAGAGUAUCUUCGGAUGGAACUUACGUAUCUUAACAAGUUAAAGGCUAGAAAGGUUGCUCUCGGUGAGGAUGAGGGCACUUUGACCCGCGAUCAGAGUGAUGCUUAUGGGAAACAACAGAGAGAAGAAAAUGAAGAUUCCUUCUUGUCCUUCAGUGUUAAACCAGAAAAUAAUGAGAAUUCAAACGUGGAAGAUGGCGAUUCAGAAAAGAAACAAGCAUUAUUUGCUGAGCGUGGUAUGAGCAUCUUCCAAACUAUCUACAGUGGUGCAGUUGAAGCUGUCCCUUCAAGUCUUAAUCUUCGGCAGAGGUUUCUUGAAAUUUUGGAGGGCACUAAGUUAGCAAAUUCUGAAGAAAUGCGUGACGAGAUACUGAAUGGGAUGAAGAGAGAUUUUUUGACAGAGCCAGAGUUCUGGGAUUGGCUUGCAAGACGUGAAUAUAACCCUGAAACUGUGCAUGAGAUGAGUGAAGAAGCCAUCAUUUCCCAUUUGCAAAGGGCAAUUGAGGUUUAUGAGGAGGCUUUGAGAAGUGUUCCUUCGGGCAAUAUGUUUAGAUUGUAUGCAAACUGUCUAAUGAGUUUUAUGGCUCAUAAAGGGGGUGAAACCACUAUAUCUGAGCUGUCAGAUGAAGCUGUAAAUUAUGUAUCACAUCUCUUGAGAAUAUAUGAAAGGGCUGAAAGUAUGGCAUGCCUUACUGAAGAUCUUGCAUGUGAUUAUUUGUCAUUCUAUUUGCAAUUGGGACGGUUGGAUGAAGCCAGGAAGCUGUCAACAAAGCUUUGCUCUGGGAAACUGGCAGAGUCGGUGCAAUUAUGGGUAUUACGGAUAACUAUAGAGAUUAAAUGCAUAGCGGGGAGUUCUCCUUCACUUAGUGAUGCUGAUCUGUUAUCCCUGUUUGAGCUCUUUAGAUGCAGUUUGAGAAGAUUUCCCGUUUCAAAAUCUGAGAACUUGUGGUUAAUGGCCCUUAAAUUCUAUGCAAAUCAAAGACCGUAUUUUAAUAAGCUGUUAGAGAUUUCUGUCACUACUUUGGCCAGGGAUGGUGGCAGUGAAAAUGGAUUUUCCCUCUCCUCUGCCAUUGUAAAGUUUAUCCUUCAGAAGGAUGGAAUUCAGCAGACCAGAGAGACAUAUAAGCGAUUUCUAGCUUUACCACAUCCUGGCCUUGUUUUAUAUAAAAACUGCAUUGACCUUGAAACAAACCUUGCUUCAAUUGGAGAUAAAGAUGGUCUCAUGAACGCUAGAAAAUUAUACGAAUCUGCGCUUGCAACUUAUGACCAAGAUGUCAAAUUGUGGCAAGAUUAUUAUCAAAUGGAAAGCAAGAUGGGAACGUCGGAAAAGGCUACUGCUGUUGUGUGGCGGGCAAGGAGGAUACUCAAAGACGCGGGCGUAUUCAUUGCGUCCCCUAAUUUGGGAUGAUCCUCGAAGAUACUUAUGAAUCAUCAUGGCUUCAGUUUUGACCCCCUUUUUUUGUAUUUUAAAUAUUCGUUCUUUCAGAUAGGGCCAGACAUGAAAGUUUUUCCUACACAUUUCCUUUCGAGACAGAUAAUGCAGUUCCUUUGAUCUUGUCAUACUACCUUGAACCUCUGAAUUCGAGGAUUGAAAUGUACAUUAUUGUGUAAUUUAAAGCUCGAACAAAUACAAAUUUUUAUUCUUACACUUUUUCAAA